Molecule: messenger RNA, 2658 nt
Organism: Aspergillus saccharolyticus JOP 1030-1
Lineage: Eukaryota; Fungi; Ascomycota; Eurotiomycetes; Eurotiales; Aspergillaceae
Product: FTFMHR domain-containing protein
Exons: 3
Coding region: 1-2658 (885 amino acids)
Biological process (GO): DNA-templated transcription; regulation of transcription by RNA polymerase II
Cellular component (GO): chromatin
Molecular function (GO): zinc ion binding; DNA-binding transcription factor activity, RNA polymerase II-specific; RNA polymerase II cis-regulatory region sequence-specific DNA binding
Source: RefSeq, a predicted model, not a curated record
AUGGAGGACGAAAGAGCCAACCCAGGCAAAGUGAGGAAGAAGAGUACCCCGGCUCAUCGCAAGUCUCUAUCUUGUGAAUAUUGCAGCAGAUCUUUUGCGCGUUUGGAACAUCUCCAGCGCCAUCUCCGCACCCAUACCAAGGAGAAACCUUUUUCAUGUGAUAUCUGCUCCAAGUCAUUUGCCAGAAGCGACCUGCUCGUACGACACGAGCGGCUAGUCCACCCUGCCGAAACGGCCGCCAGUCGAGACCACCGCACGCAGAACACCAACCAGGAUGUUCCUCAGACGCCUUCAUCUAUAAUUCAGCCUGCUCAUCAUGAGUCUCGUAUGUUAGAGCUUGCCGACGCUGUUCCGCUGCAUACGCAACCCGUUCCGCAACCUCCGCCAGAUGUGCAGGUACAACCGCCUCCUAUAGUGGAAACCACCCAUUUCAACCCUUCGUGGGGGUAUGAUCUGAAUCUUCUCUCGCAUGCUGCGAGUCAUGUUGCUCUUGAAGGUGAACAGGCGAGCCUCGAGUCGCUGCGGAAAUCUUCCCAAAACGUUGCACCCCCUCAGCCGCUCGCCCAUAUUCCGGAAAGAGCGAUAACCGAUAAUUAUGGCGUAGAACCCUCAAUUCUGGACCUUGCUGACUUAGGGGACCCCGUUCAAGACUUUACUGUCUUCUUGGAGAGUGUUGGUCUAUCAUCGGACUGGGACUCGGGGGUGUUUUCUACUGUCGAAGAGCCGAUGCUGCCGACCACACUUCCAAUGGAGACCAAGCCAUCUAUCCGCGAGAUGGGAAGGCUUGGUCCUGAACUCCUUAAUGAUCCGCGGACGGCGGCAGACGAAGCACCGUCAUUCUCAAAUUUCGGGUCACGAUUGCCAUCGCUGCAACCAGAACCGCAUGAAGUGGAUGAUCGCCUUGGCUUCACAGAUGAGGGACCUCGUGCUGCUUGGGAUAUAACCAAUGCAGACCGUCAAGUUUUUGUCUCCAAACUUGAGGAAUUUGCUUACAUACUGCCCAAGAACUUUGUGCCGCCCUCGAGACACGCUUUGUCUCGCUUCUUUGCUGGCUAUAUAAAUGGAUUGAAUGAACAUCUCCCCUUUAUUCAUGUGCCUACCCUUUCUGUCGCAAAAUGCUCUCCAGAGCUUACACUUGCUUUGGCAGCAGCGGGGUCUCACUACCGCUUUGAAAACAGUCGAGGCAUCGAGCUAUUCCAUGCGGCAAAAGCCAUUCUGCUCCAACGCCUUCAUCGAAGAGAUAGCAAACAAGUUGCAUGUCCGACAUGGAAUUACUUAUCACCGGGAUCGGGGUUUCAAACCUCUCGCGGCUCUUCCACCACAUCUAAUCAUGCCAGUAGCCCGUUCCAGCAACACCAUCAACCACAUGCUCAUCACCACCACACACCGUACCCUACAGAUUCCUCAGGUUACUCGGCAGAGGAUUCGGACGCCCACAUGGAAGUCAUCCGAACCUUCCUUCUGCUCACGGUGUUCGCCUCGUGGGAAAGACAUCCGGAGUUACUGAGGGAAAUCCUCUCACUUCAAAGCACUUUGGCAAGGCUUGUCAGAGAACAUGGCCUGUCAGAGCCACCCCCUAGCUCAGAUCCUCACAACUGGGAAGAGUGGAUCCGCAGAGAAGGCAACCGACGCACCAAAUUCAUCGUAUAUUGUUUCUUUAACCUCCAUUCUAUCAUGUACAACAUUCCCCCUCUGAUCCUGAACGCGGAAUUAAAGUUGAACAUGCCGUGUUCGCACGAUGUCUGGAAGGCAACAAAUGCGGCUCAGUGGCGGCGAGUAGCCCGCAUUCGGCAUGGAUCUGAUGUUCCUUUUCAAGAGGCCUUUGCUAAACUGUUCCUCAAGUCGAAUAUGUCGGGUUCCACGGCACCAAUAUCACCGCUCGGGAACUAUAUUCUGAUUCAUGCUCUCAUUCAACAAAUCUUUUUCGCGCGCCAGUUGUGUCUUUCAGCACCGACCAUGCAGGGUACCAGCCUGAGGAGCGAAGAUCUCUCUGUCCUGGAUAAUUCUUUGAGUGCCUGGAAGGCACUCUGGAAACGCACUCCUGAGUCAAGCAUUGACCCCCAGAAUCCGGCAGGACCCAUUGCUUUCACAUCAACUGCUCUUUUAGGGCUGGCCUAUAUCCGAUUGCAUGUGGACCUGGGGCCGUGCCGUCGUCUCAUGACGCAGGAUCCACAUCAGAUAGCGAGGUCCUUAGGUGAAUCACCGCUUAUAGCUCGGAGUCCUCGAUUGAUUAUGGCCCUACUACAUUCUGCCCAUGCACUCUCGAUUCCGGUGCGUCUGGGCAUCGAUUUCGUCGCUAGAACCCACUCCUUCUUCUGGAGCAUUCAGCAUUCCCUUUGUAGCUUGGAAUGUGCCUUUCUUCUCAGCCGCUGGUUGCUCUCUAUCCCAGUGACUCAUGCCGAACAAAGGCUCUCCGACCAUGAAAGGAAAUUACUCCUUUGGAUCAAGAGCAUGAUGGACGAGACCGAUAUGGCUGUUGAUCCACCGGGGGCACCGGAUAUGGAGUUCAUCGCCAAUCCAUAUAAAGCAAAGCAGCUGAGUGUGGCUAUUGUUCGCGUGUGGGCUCGAACCUUCAAGGGAAACACUAGUUGGGCCAUAGUGGAUCUGGUUGGUUCAAGCCUAGAUGCCUAUGCCGACCUCCUUGAAACCACAUCAUGA